AUGGAUUCAAAAAUACCAAAAGAAAUGAACUUCAGCGGCAAUAUUGAAGCAAAUUGGAAAAGCUGGAAACAACGACUGUCAUUAUACCUACUAGCAAGUAAUAAAAACACGUGUUCGGACGAAACAAAAACGGCGAUAUUACUCACGUUACUUGGAGAAGAAGGCAUCAAUAUUUAUAAUACAUUUACUGAAAAACAAAUCUAUGACGAGAAGAAAGUCCCAAUAUUUCAAAAAGUAAUUGCGGCAUUCGAUGAGUACUGCCUAGGAAAAAAAAAUAUUGUAUUUGAAAGAUUUAAUUUUCUUAAAUACAAACGCCAACACGGACAAUCACUAGAAAACUUCAUCACACAAUUAAAAUUAUUAGCAGCAUCGUGUGAAUAUGGGCAACUCACAGACUCUAUCAUAAGAGAUCAAAUUAUUAUUAAUACUUCAGAUGUAGUACUCCAAGAACAGUUAAUCAAUAAGUCUGAUUUAUCAUUAGAAAAAACUAUAGAAAUCCUUAAACAAUCGGAAAAUGUCAAACAUCAAAUUGAAAUAAUAAACAAAGGGGAAAAAGAAGAGUCAGAAUAUCCCCAUGUCGAUGCAAUAAAAAGAAAAAACAAAUAUAAUACAAAUAGAAAUAAAGUUACACAAGCAAACUUCCAUUCCAGUCCGGCCUUUGGGAAACAGUGCAAGAAGUGUGCUAAACCCAACCAUUUCGCAAAUGUAUGCCGAUCGAACAAAAUGGUUCAAGAAAUAGCAGAUGAAGAAUGUGCAGAUGAAGAAUGUGCAGCGAUCAACAGCUUGUUUGGAGUCAGCGAAAUCAUUGUGCCCCAGACACAUAGCAUUCAACAACCAUUGUUCGAGGAGAUUAAGGUAGAAAAUAACUAUAUUAGAUUUAAGCUAGACACCGGUUCUCAAGUUAAUUUAAUACCUCUGAAUGUAUAUAAAACACUUAAUAUAAAUAAAUCCUGGAAUAGUACAACUAUUAAACUUGAGGCUUAUGGUGGAUAUAAAUUCAUGCCGUUAGGCUCAAUAAGAUUAAAGUGUGUAGUUAAUAAUAUUAUGGCAUGGGUGACAUUCUUAAUAAUAAAUAAUAGUACCAUACCUAUCCUGAGUCUAGAGGCAUGUGAGAAAUUUAAUCUAAUCAAAAGACACGAAAAGUGUAUCAGCAUGAUCACACAGUGCACUAGCCCAAAAGACAACUUUUUGAUAGAUAAUAGUAGUAUUUUUAAAGGGAUGGGAACAUUCCCGGGCGAACAUACAAUUAAAAUAAACCCCAAUAGUCAAGGAUCUAUCAAACCUGCGAGGAGAUUACCUCAAACAUUAUAUAAAGAUGUACAGGUAGAACUUAAUAAAUUACUAAAGCAUAAAAUUAUAUCUAAAGUUGAGGAACCCAAAGAGUGGGCUAGCAACCUCGUGAUAAUAAGAAAACCAGAUAAAAAAUUGAGACUUUGCAUAGAUCCAUCAGAACUUAAUAAGUCAUUAAAACGAGAUAACUAUUUGAUUCCAACAUUUGAAGAAAUCCACUCUAAACUAAUAAAUAAAAAAAUAUUCACAGUGUUAGACAUUAAAAAGGGAUUUUGGCAUGUGAAACUUGAUAGUAAAUCAUCAGACCUAUGUACAUUCAGUACACCGUUUGGCUAUUUCAAAUUCAACAGACUUCCUUUUGGAAUUGCAACAGCCCCCGAAAUAUUUAUAAAGUUAAAUCAAAAAUAUUUUGGGGAUAUAGAUGAUGAAAACAUCAUAAUUUACUUUGACGAUAUAUUAAUUGCCACUACAGACGAAACAUCUCAUGACAGAGUAUUAAAAAAACUAGUAGAUAGGGCUAAAGCGCUAAACAUUAAAUUUAACAAAGAUAAAUUACAAUUCAAAAAAACAGAAAUAAAAUAUGUUGGCCAUAUUUUCAAUGAACAAGGAGUUUCUCCUGAUCCAGACCAAAUAAAAGCUAUAAGAAUUCAUACCAAAUAUGUCCAAAAUUAUCAGUCCUCUCAGAGAGUUACUAAAAAAAGACACAAUAUGGGUAUGGGAAAAGAGACAUCAAGUGAUGAAUUACAGGAACUUGUAACAACAUCACCAAUACUAACACACUUUAAUCCAGAUAAAGAAAUAACCAUUCAAUGUGAUGCUUCAAAGGACGGGUUGGGAUGUUGUCUUCUCCAGGACAAAAAACCCAUAGCUUUUGCUUCACGUAGCAUGUCAGAAACCGAAAUAUCGUAUACACAAAUCGAGAAAGAAUUUCUUAGCUUAAUAUUUGCAUGUAGGAAAUUUCAUUACUAUAUCUUUGGUCGCACAAUAAAUGCACUAACUGAUCAUAAGCCUUUAGUGUCAGUCAUGCAAAAGGAUGUAAUAAAAAUACCAUCAAAUCGCUUACAGAAAAUGAGACUAAAACUAUUAGAGUAUGACAUUAGAUUAAAAUACCUGCCAGGAAAAAAAAUGCAUAUAGCAGAUCUAUUAUCUAGAGAUUACAUGCAAGAGACCUUUACAGAGGAAUUUGAUACUGGGGCUACGGUGCAUUGUAUAAAUAGAUUUUACAACAAUAAUCUUCUAAAUAUUAAAACAGAAUCUGAAUUAGACCCAGUUCUUAAUAAGAUAAUCGAGUACUAUUACCAAGGUUGGCCAAAUAGGAAACACAUAGAUAAAUCAGUGCAGCUAUACUAUAACUUAAGAAACGAAAUAAUUAUUGAAAAUGGUAUAAUAUAUGUCGCAGAUAAAAUAGUGAUUCCUACUAAGCUAAGGCCCCUCAUACUUAAACUGCUACAUGAAAGCCAUUUAGGAUUAAAUAAAACAAAAUUAAGAACAAAACAAAUUAUUUAUUGGCCGGGGAUGUUUAAUGAAAUUGAACAAUUUAUAAAUAAUUGCAACACUUGCAAUAAAUUUCAAAAUUCAAAUAAAAAAAGCCCUCUAAUUCCUCAUGAAGUUCCAAAUUACCCAUAUGAAAAGGUAGGAGCAGAUAUUCUAUCCUUUGAGGGUACAGACUAUUUAGUUAUUGUUGACUAUUACUCAAAAUGGUUUGAUUUAAUUAAAUUAAAAUACAAGACUGCUAGUGAAAUAAUUAAAAAAAGUAAACAAAUAUUUAGUACACAUGGUAUACCAAAAACCUUCAUAGCUGACAAUAUGCCGUUUAACUCAAGUGAAUUCAUAACUUUUUCUAAAACUUGGAAUUUCACAGUUGUUACAUCUAGUCCCCAUCAUUACCCACAAAGCAAUGGCCUAGCUGAAAGGACAGUACAAACUAGUAAAAAAUUACUUAAAAAAGCCCUAGAAGAAGGAUGUGAUGUAGAGGCAAUGCUUCUAGAAUAUAGAUGCACCCCAAUAAUCAGUCUGCAAGCAUCUCCAGCAGAACUAUUAUUCAGUAGGAUUUUAAGAACUAAAUUACCAAUAGCUAACAAAUUAUUAGAACCCAGACUCCAACAUAAAGUACAAACUAAACUAAAAGCAUUCCAGCAAAAAUACAAAUCCAAUUAUGACAAAACAGCUACCAAAAAAGAAACACAAUUUAAACCUAAUACAAAUAUAUUAAUACAAAAUAAUAAAGUGUGGUCACCGGGGAAGGUCAUAGCUAAGGCAAAUGCACCCAGAUCAUACCUUGUUGAAAACAAUAAUGGUACAAUUAUCAGAAGAAAUACUAAACACUUAAAAAAUACUAAAAUUAAUGUUACAGGAAACAGUAAGGAGGGAAACAUAGAGGGGAAAUCAAAAGUGAAAAAUAAGUCUAACAAAAGUGUCUUGGUGAAAGAGCUAUCAACCAGACCCAUAAGAAAAAAAAAAGUACCUAACAGAUUUAAAAAUUUUGUAAUGUAA
Macrosiphum euphorbiae (potato aphid) is the source of this 3783-nucleotide messenger RNA. Lineage: Eukaryota; Metazoa; Arthropoda; Insecta; Hemiptera; Aphididae. The record is from the annotation of a GenBank genome assembly.